Molecule: messenger RNA, 375 nt
Organism: Seminavis robusta
Lineage: Eukaryota; Bacillariophyta; Bacillariophyceae; Naviculales; Naviculaceae
Source: the annotation of a GenBank genome assembly
AUGGUCUCUGAGAAAGCGUUUCCCCUGGCGGAUGCCGAGCUGACUGUGGCAUUGUUGGAUCUGGUCCAACAAGCGACCAACUACAAGCAAACGAAAAAGGGAGCCAAUGAGGCUACCAAGACGCUCAAUCGAGGAAUAUCGGAACUCAUUGUCAUGUCGGCCGAUGCCGAACCCAUUGAGAUUCUACUGCACUUACCACUCUUGUGCGAAGACAAGAACGUCCCGUAUGUAUUCGUCCCCAGCAAGAUUGCCCUAGGGCGAGCCUGUGGCGUUUCCAGACCCGUCAUUUCUUGCAGUAUCACCACCAAUGAAGCAUCCCAGCUCAAAACCACUAUUGAACAAAUGAAAAUCAAAAUUGAACAAUUGUUGGUGUAA